Molecule: messenger RNA, 786 nt
Organism: Fonsecaea nubica
Lineage: Eukaryota; Fungi; Ascomycota; Eurotiomycetes; Chaetothyriales; Herpotrichiellaceae
Exons: 4
Coding region: 1-786 (261 amino acids)
Molecular function (GO): oxidoreductase activity
Source: RefSeq, a predicted model, not a curated record
AUGUCGCCAGACACGCUCUCCUUGACUGGCAAAGUAGCCAUCAUUACCGGAUCAGGCAAAGAAAACGGUAUCGGUGCAGGCAUUGCUUCCACCCUGGCGCGCAACGGUGCCUCGGUAGUUAUCAAUUACGUCUCCGACACAUCUGCGGCCCGCGCUGCUGAGGUGGCUCAGAAGAUUGAAAAUGCUGGAGGCAGGGCCACGGUUGUGCAGGCGGACGUGUCGACCCAAGAGGGUGCCAAAAAACUCGUCGAGGCAUCGCUCAAGGCUUUCCAGUCGGGCAAAGUCGACAUCCUGGUGAACAAUGCAGGUGGAGGCCCUCUCGUCAAAGUCCUGGAAGCGACAAAAGAGGAAGUGGAAAAGACGUUUGCAAUCAACACCUUCGCCUCGCUGUAUAUGACGCAAGCGGUGGUUCCCGUCAUGCCUCGAGGGGGUCGCAUCAUCAACAUUGGCUCCAUUGCUUCGAAGCUGGGCGUGUCGCCGAUUCCGUUGUAUAGUGCAUCCAAAGCAGCGGGGGAUGCGCUGUCUUAUGCUAUGGCCAUGGAGCUCGGACGUGGAUAUGGAAUCACCAUCAACACAGUAGCGCCCGGACCUGUUCCAACAGAUGGUCUGCCUAAAGGCCCGGUGGCCGACGCAGUGCACAACUCUCUCAUACCCAUGACAAGGGCCGAAGAGAGAAUGGGGACCGUUGACGAUAUCGCCGAUGCGGUGCUGCUUCUUGCCUCGGAAAAGAGUCGAUGGAUCACGGGCCAGUUCAUCUCAGCGAGUGGUGGAAUCACGGGUGGAUAG